AUGCGCUUGGUGCACAUCGCCUGCGCAAGAGGCCAUCUGAACAUCGUUGAAUACCUGCAUCGACAUCCCCAGAAUGAGAAGGGUGCAUUCCAUAUUGAUAAUGUGCAUGUGGCAAUCAAGAAUGGCCACUACAACAUUGCCCGGUUUCUGCUUCUCAAUCGAAAGGAGGGCUUUAACAAUGAAGCCCUUGAUGAGGCCGCCAAGUGCUCGUUGGAACUGGUUGCAAUGAUGGCCGAGAGAUGGCCUCCAGCUUGCGCCAAUAGAUUGAUUGAUGUGGCGGCGGAAUCAUCAUCAGUUGACACUGUUGCCCUUUUGCAUCGGCUAGGAUAUGGAUGCACUAGCAGAGCAAUGCACACAUCAGCCUCCAAUGGGAACACAUCUGUGGUCCAGUUCCUCCACGUCCACAGAACAGAGGGCUGCCAACAAGACAAAAUGUCGAACGCAUUAAAGAAUGGACACUUUGACAUUGCCAUGUUCUUGCAUCAGCAUCGCCAUGAGGCCAAGAUAUCCGACCAUCUUGACCUAGUUGCUCGCCACUGUUCGCUCGAUUCACUAAGGAUGGUGCUUACAGGCAAGGAGAAGGGUAGGGUAGGCCGGUUCACCGCUGAGGCCAUGCUCACCCAGCGCAUUGACAUGCUCGAAUACCUUCACAAUCAUCACUCUCUGCCCUACUCUCCUGCGUGCAUGGAAUUGGCUGCCAUCGAAGGGAACCUCCACAUCAUCCAGUUUCUCAUAGUCAAAGGAUUGGACAUCACUGGAUAUGUAUUUGGUUUGGCAGCUCGAAACGGACAUCUUUCGAUCAUUGAAUACCUGCACCGCGAAUAUCCAGAGAUCAACUGUACCAGCGGCGCCAUUGAUGGUGCUGCAAUUUAUGGUCAUUUCAAUGUGGUGCGAUUCUUGCACUCUCACCGAACAGAGGGCUGCACCAACUUGACAAUGAGCCAUUCAAUUUUACAGGGACACAAGCAAAUGGUUAUGUUUCUUCACCAGCAUCGAACAGAGGGCUACGAUCCAAUGGUGAUCAAAGAGGCCAGCAAAUCCAUUGCUUAA
Molecule: messenger RNA, 1050 nt
Organism: Acytostelium subglobosum LB1
Lineage: Eukaryota; Evosea; Eumycetozoa; Acytosteliales; Acytosteliaceae
Exons: 1
Coding region: 1-1050 (349 amino acids)
Molecular function (GO): protein binding
Source: RefSeq, a predicted model, not a curated record